AUGAUCCUGUCUCGCAGUACACCCCCCCCUUUUCUCGGUGUAUUGUUUUCUGCCCAUCACGACUGUCGCUCCUCCUUUAUCCGCCUGAAGGACCGAGUGUUCAUUCCUUUCCAGGGUCGUGCGUAUCCUCACGUAUCU
This is a messenger RNA of Protopolystoma xenopodis, 138 nucleotides long. The record is from the annotation of a GenBank genome assembly. NCBI's taxonomy places the organism in Eukaryota, Metazoa, Platyhelminthes, Monogenea, Polystomatidea, Polystomatidae.